Molecule: messenger RNA, 1587 nt
Organism: Peronospora belbahrii
Lineage: Eukaryota; Oomycota; Peronosporomycetes; Peronosporales; Peronosporaceae
Source: the annotation of a GenBank genome assembly
AUGUCUUUUUGGGUACCCCAGCCACUAGGCGUCUCUUUGCCUCCUGAGGAUCCCAAUGCUAUCUCCGUAUCGUUGCCCAAGUGGUCUCAUGUUGUAGGAUAUGAGGAGGGAAAACCAGAAGUGUUAGAUGCCUUAACAUGUGGCUAUCCUCGUUUUUUUCGCCAUCCACUGGUAGUGGCGCUCGAGACGUUUGUGCAGAAUCAGAUUUUCUCAGACGAUGAUAUUCAUAUGUGGAAGUUAAUGAUUGUACCAACAAUUGACGUAGCACAACGUCUUGUAGACUUUUUAGUCACUAGUACUUCUGAUUCGAUCAAAUAUCAAGAUGUAUCAGUACAUAAUGUGAAGAAUAUGGUCCACGUCGUACGAUUUCCACGCUCUAUUAGCCAUACAGCAAAGCUAUUUUGGCAGCAUUCAGGAGAGAUUGUAUCGUCACGACAUGCUGAGAAACUACUUGAAGCGCUUAAGAAUAAUGACUGUACAAUGAUUCCAGUACUAGGACAUACUCCCAAGCAUUUAGCGCUUCGAAAACGAGUGGCGGAGCUUUAUUUGACGUCUGGAGAUAGUACAAAGGUGGCGCUACAUCAAACAGGCAUGGCUGCUAUUUUUUCAACGGUGAGGUUGUUACAGAAGCUGCGAGGAAAUGACCUGAAGAGUGUCUUAGUGGGUUUCUCGUACGUUGAUACGCUCAAGAUAUUGUCGAGAAAAGAAUGGUGUUCUCAUGGUGUAUACUUUUACCCAACGUUUGGAGAAAAGGAGAUGCAAGAGAUGGAAAGUAUUGUGGCAAAGGAAAAGAUACUUGGCAUUUGGACCGAAAUGCCCAGCAAUCCUUUGCUGUCUGUGCCAGAUCUCAAGAGACUAGCUAAGUGUGCUCAUAAUAACGGAACUGUGCUCGUCGUAGAUGAUACGGUCGGAUCGUACAACGUAAACGCAAUGAAACACGGCUGUGCGGACCUGGUGGUCACGAGUUUGUCCAAGAUGUUUAGCGGCACGUGCAAUGUGAUGGCAGGCAGUGUGGUAUUGAACCCUGAAAGUCCGUUGGCAAAGGAGCUGGAGUCCCUUUUUGACCCUGAUGGUGACUCGUUCCUGGUUGAAGCUGACGUUGACAUUUUGCUUGAAAGUUCGAACAACCUCGCGGAGCGGCUUGCAAAGGCAAAUGCGACCACUGUCGAGAUCGUUCGUAGAUUGCUCAAUCAUCCAGCUGUAAAAGAAGUUUACUAUCCGAUGCUUGGCGACGCUAAGAACAGGUUUGAUCCUUUUCUGAAUCCAUUGGAAGAAAAGGACAAGCCUCGCUAUGGCCCUGUGUUGUCAAUCCUGCUACACGGUGGUCUGGAUCCCGCCAUGGCUUUUUACGAUGCACUGAAGAGUGCCAAGGGUGCGAGUCUCGGCACAAACUUCACACUGUCUUGUCCAUAUCCGCUGCUCGCUCACUAUGAUGAGCUGGAUUUUGCGGAGUCUUGUGGCGUUGAUCGUAACCUCAUUCGCAUUUCCAUCGGCCAGGAGGAUUGUGAAGUUAUUUGGGCUGAUUUUAAGCAGGCUUUAGAUAUCGCAAGUGCCUUAAGAACGUCUGAAACUACGGCAUCCAAGUAG